This is a messenger RNA of Myotis daubentonii (Daubenton's bat), 4353 nucleotides long. It is a transcript of the gene IP6K1, whose product is annotated as inositol hexakisphosphate kinase 1. Lineage: Eukaryota; Metazoa; Chordata; Mammalia; Chiroptera; Vespertilionidae. Gene Ontology annotation, molecular function: inositol hexakisphosphate kinase activity. Gene Ontology annotation, cellular component: cytoplasm; nucleus. The record is from RefSeq and is a predicted model, not a curated record. Gene Ontology annotation, biological process: phosphatidylinositol phosphate biosynthetic process; inositol phosphate biosynthetic process.
GCGCCGGGAGCUGGACCGAGCGGCCGGUGCGGGGCCGCUGCUGCGGGGCUCAGCCGCCUGCGCUGCCUGCCAGGGGCGGGCAGAAACCUGGAGGCCCGGGGGGCCCAGCUCCCGUGGGGAGCCGUGGGCGCCCGCUGCCCGGGCCGGGCCGACUCAGACCUGCUUUCCACGCACAGGCCCUCCACCCCGUGCUCCUCCGGUGGCCCAUGAGCCGCGUCCUCUGCCCCCGGUGCGCGACGGGCCCCCAACGCAAUGUGUGUUUGUCAAACCAUGGAAGUGGGGCAGUGCGGCAAGAGCGCGAGUCUGGCCGGAGACCGCGGGGUCCUCCUGGAGCCCUUCAUCCACCAGGUGGGCGGCCACAGCAGCAUGAUGCGCUACGACGACCACACGGUGUGCAAGCCCCUCAUCUCCCGGGAGCAGCGCUUCUACGAGUCCCUCCCGCCCGAAAUGAAGGAGUUCACCCCCGAGUACAAAGGGGUGGUGUCUGUCUGUUUUGAGGGGGACAGUGAUGGUUACAUCAACUUAGUGGCCUACCCUUACGUGGAAAGCGAGACGGUGGAGGACGACACGCCAGAGCGGGAGCAGCCGCGGCGCAAGCACUCCCGCCGGAGCCUGCACCGGUCGGGCAGCGGCAGCGACCACAAGGAGGAGAAGGCCAGCCUGCCCUUCGAGACCACCGAGAGCUCCCAGGAGGCCAAGAGCCCGAAGGCGGAGCUGCACAGCCACUCGGACGUCCCUUUCCAGAUGCUGGAUGGCAACAGCGGCCUGAGCUCCGAAAAGAUCAGCCACAACCCCUGGAGCCUGCGCUGCCACAAGCAGCAGCUGAGCCGCAUGCGCUCCGAGUCCAAGGACCGGAAGCUCUACAAGUUCCUCCUGCUGGAGAACGUGGUGCACCACUUCAAGUGCCCGUGCGUGCUGGACCUGAAGAUGGGCACCCGGCAGCACGGCGACGACGCGUCCGCCGAGAAGGCUGCCCGGCAGAUGCGCAAGUGCGAGCAGAGCACGUCGGCCACGCUGGGCGUCAGGGUCUGUGGCAUGCAGGUGAGAGCCAGGUGCUGCCGCCAGCCUGUUAGGGAGCCCAUGUCCGCCGCUCCCCAGGCCAAGUGUUCUCCUUGUCCACGUUGGUCCAGAACCUCCUCCAAGAGGGUGUACCAGCUGGACACGGGGCAUUACCUCUGCAGGAACAAGUACUAUGGCCGGGGGCUCUCCAUCGAAGGCUUCCGCAAUGCCCUCUACCAGUACCUGCACAACGGCUUGGACCUGCGGCGUGACCUUUUUGAGCCCAUCCUGAGCAAACUGCGGGGCCUGAAAGCGGUGCUGGAGCGGCAGGCCUCCUACCGCUUCUACUCCAGCUCCCUGCUCGUCAUCUACGACGGCAAGGAGUGCUGGCCCGAGUCCUGCCUGGACCGCCGCUCCGAGAUGCGUCUCAAGCACCUGGACACGGGGCUGCCCGAGGUGGCGCCACCCUGCGGCCCGAGCACCAGCCCGGGCAGCUCCAGCAGCACCAGCCUCGAGAGCGUGUCCUCUCCCAAGGUGGACGUCCGCAUGAUCGACUUUGCACACAGCACGUUCAAGGGCUUCCGGGAUGACCCCACCGUGCACGACGGGCCGGACCGAGGCUAUGUGUUCGGCCUGGAGAACCUCAUCAGCAUCAUGGAGCAGAUGCGGGACGAGAACCAGUAGGCCCAGCUCGGGGCCCAGAACCCCUCCCUCUCCACCCGCAGGCAGGGACCACUGAUCCGAACUCGCCGUGAGGACACACAGACUUGCUUUUAAAGGGUUAUAUUUCUCUUGGGUAUAAACUAAAAGAAAUGUUUUAGCUGUAGCCUGGCAUCCAUAUAUAUAAAGAGGAGAGCAGAACACACACCCUCAGCCAGGCUCCUCAGCUCUGCAGCUCCGACUGCUGUGUCCAGGCUGACUUAGUGGAGGUGCCCCUGGGGGGCUUGCAGCAGGGACGGGGUGCCCGUGGACAUCGGUUUCUCUUGCCUAGGUUUUUGGGGCCUGUGGCUGCAGGGCCCUGCUAAUUGUGGGGUGAAGCCCUGGGCUUAUGCCGGGCCCCUCCAUGCCCAUUCACCCCUUGUUCCUCGGAAGGAGAGGGAUUGGGUGCCCAUUUCUAGGGGCAUGUAUCCUAGCGGUGUGGGUGUCGGCCGCUCUGACGCUCCCAGGGCACUACCAGGCCAGCUGUGCACAGCUGGGCCCAUCCUUCUCAUCUGUUCUUGGCAGGAAGCUAGAUUCAGAACCUGGGCUGAAGCCAGCUUAGGGCAGAGGGCAGGCCCUGGAUUCCCAGGCACUCCGGCACUUGCACCUGCUCCUCUUCCUGUCUGCACACCCCAGCCAGCCUUUCCCACCAAGAUCCCUGCCUAAGGAUUCCCCCGCCCCUUGUCCCACCGACGGGGGGCCCUGUCCUACGAGGCCUCGGGGCCUCCAGCGAGACAGCGUCCACAGGCCUCGUGCUGUGGGCGAGCGUCCUCUUCCUGCCCCGCAGGCAGCUCUGCUACUCUGGGUGGGCUGCUCCGCGCAGGCUCGGGCUGUGGUCCGCUCAGGGCUCACUUCCCCAGCCAAGCUCAAGGCCGCAGCCCAGGUGAGGGAGAGCUGCGAGCUGGCCUGCACAGGGACACGGUCUGCACCCGAUGCGGGGCUCAGACUCUGCUGGGAGAGUUUUGCCUUCUCGGUCCUGGAGCCCGUCCGUCUGUCUGUCCAUCUGCCCGCUCCAGUCUCUCGGGGUCCUUCCCUGGGUAUCGCCUUGUUCAGGAGUGAAGACUAAUUCCCGCCCUGCUUUCCUCAGCAAAGGGUCUCGCUCCCGUUUCCGAGGUGAGCUUCGCCCCUGCGCCCUUCAGCGGGUGUGGCCUCUUUACAAAGAAUGAGCAGAAUGCAUUGUGGGAGGCGUGUCCCUGCUGGCCCAGCACCCUCUCUGUGGCCUGGAGUGUGGUUCCUUCAGCACUCAGUACUGACAGUGGUGCGGGGCAGGCCCGGGGGGAUCCCUUCCUCCCCGCGGUGGCAGUUCUUUCUUGCGGCCGGCCCUUCAUGGCAGAGGCCAGCCACGUCCAACACUGGCCAGAGGCGACGCUGCCGUCACCUAACCAUUGCCAAGGUCAGUGCCCUCACCGCAGAGCCUGGGGCCACGGCCGUUGUCACCUUGGGCACAUCCUGUUGGGGCAUUACAGGUAAGCUCGCUAGCCCGCGUCUGUGAGGCCCCGGUCACUGAUGGUUUCCUGGCCCUCAGAUGCAGCCUCACGCACCUUCAGUGGGCUCCUUGAUGGGUCCCAUCUCUCUCGGCCUCUGACCCUGGUGCCAGUGGUGGGCACGUUCCCAUUCCUUGGGCCUGGGAGGGACAGCUUGCUCGUUUCUGGUCAGUAACGGCCGUCUUUGCUCCUGUACCCUCUGUGGCUUCAGCCAUAGGGCAGUAGCUCUUCAUAGUGUAGCCCGCCCUCUCCUGGCAAGGCAGAGGCUGAGACAGGGCCCCUGGAGUGUGCUGUGCCUCCCGAGUUCGUAUUUGGGGAGCAGAUGUACCCUCUUACAGUGUCUUCCUGGCACUAAAAAAAGCAGGGGCCUGGGAUUGGCUGCUUCUCCCCAGCGGGGUCCCCUCUUUUCAGCACUUUUGACACUUGGAGACCCAGCCUUGUUAGCGGGCAGGUGGUGGGCAUGUGUGUGCGCUCACCCCUUUCCCCUGCUCUGCCAGCGCCCUGCGCCCGCCGGGCCCUGCCUUCCCAGCCCCAACUUGGGACCAAAGUGCAACAUGGGAUCGCAGUUGGAGCACUCGAGUGACCCUUGUCCCUAGCGCUUCCUUAGGCCAAGUGACACUAGCCCCUGGGGGGUGGGAUUGGGUGGUGCUUACAGAGGAAGGGGACCAGUAUAGCAAUUAGCCAGGGACCCCCACCCUCCCUCACAUUGGGGCCUGUGCAGGGGGCGUGGGGACUCCUAAGGGGCCAAAGGCCUAGGCUAGUUCAAUAGCCGCUGCUCACUCGCUCACACCUGGCCACUUGCACGCCCUCUAGAUGCAGAUUGCUUUGCGCUUCAAUGCUCUUCAAUUUGCUUUUCUUCGCGCCCAUUUACAAAAUGGUUUAAUGAGGAGGAGAUGUGGAGAACCCCGGGAGGACCCUUUGCUUCUCCCGGACUGGAAGGCUUUGCCUCUGGGACCCGCUUCCUGCUCCACUUUCCUGUCCACGCCGCCCGAAGCCUGCGCCGCGAUCCUCGUGGCUGGGGCCGCGUCGGGGCGCAGUGCGUGUUUUCGGGACGAUGUGCGGGGGAGGGGUGCUUAGACCUUGGGCCGAGCUGCUCCCGUCUGUCCACCCCGCGCUGCCCCCCGCUUGUGUCUGAGGUUGUGUCCGUCAAAAUAAAGCCGCUGAAACUCUG